AUGCCUGAUACACAACUUCGUUCUCCUUUUGAACAAAAAGAUGAAGUACUCACGCAGACCCCGGUGAUCUUACCGACUAUUAGCCAUCGGGCUUUACUCUCCCUUAGGGAGAGUGCCAAAGUCAUAGGUACAAAAGGUCAUACGAUUCAGAGAAGCAGAGAGGUCAAUCAUGUUAAGAUUGGACUGUCCGAAAAACAACCAGGAUGUUCUGAUCGAGUUCUUUCCUGUGCAGGGACUAUUGCCAAUGUAGCGAAUGCAUUAGGUGAUAUGGUAGACACUUUGAAUGAUAGCGAUAAUGAGACUGAAAUGGAAAGUGAAAGAUACUCUUUCCAUUUUCUGAAUCAUAUUUUACCAGCUCCAUCUCGGGAAGAGAUAAAGGAUGCUGAACAGUUGAAAAACAUUGGUACUUUAAGGUUAUUGGUAACUAACUCUCAAUUAUCGUCGAUCAUUGGGAAAGGUGGUAAUAAGAUUAAGUCCCUUAUCGACAGACAUGGCGUUAAGAUCGUAGCGUCUAGGGAUUUCUUACCUGAUAGUGAUGAACGUGUGCUGGAGAUGCAGGGAUUCCCGGGAUCUAUUACCAGUGCAUUGGUAGAGAUAAGUGAAAUCCUUUUGAAUGAAAUGGAUAUUGCAUUUGCAUCAGAGAGACGUUACUAUCCGCAUUUGAGAAAAUCGAACUCCAGUGUAAUUGGUAAAGGUUCUGAGCACACUAGUGGUAGCCAGGAAAUUGAGAAUCGAGUUUUGGGUCAGAAUUAUGAAGCUAUUGUACAUGUACCGGAGGCUUACGUUGGUGCUAUCGUGGGUCGUCAAGGCAAUAGAAUUGCCAAUUUGCGUAAAUACACAAAGACUAAGAUUAUUGUUGAAAAGAAGACCAGAAAUGAGCAACCGCCUGAUGAUCAACAGACAAGGACUUUCACCAUUGUAGGUGAUCACCAGAAGAAUGUUAAAUUAGCGGAAUCGAUGCUUCUCAAAAACUUGAGCGCAGAGAUCGGUAAACAUGAAUCGCGUAUACUAAAUGCCAAUUCGGAAACUCAACAAUAG
Torulaspora delbrueckii is the source of this 1038-nucleotide messenger RNA. RefSeq names its product Hek2p (gene HEK2). Lineage: Eukaryota; Fungi; Ascomycota; Saccharomycetes; Saccharomycetales; Saccharomycetaceae. The transcript has a single exon. The record is from RefSeq and is a predicted model, not a curated record. The coding region runs from base 1 to 1038 and encodes 345 amino acids. Gene Ontology annotation, molecular function: mRNA 3'-UTR AU-rich region binding. Gene Ontology annotation, cellular component: cytoplasm; nucleus. Gene Ontology annotation, biological process: 3'-UTR-mediated mRNA stabilization.